Molecule: messenger RNA, 690 nt
Organism: Parnassius apollo (apollo)
Lineage: Eukaryota; Metazoa; Arthropoda; Insecta; Lepidoptera; Papilionidae
Source: the annotation of a GenBank genome assembly
AUGAGAGACAUCAUAGAACAGCUACGAAUGGACCUUGCCACAACACAAAAUGAACUUGAAAACAUUAUUCUAGACAAUAAUGACCUCCGUUCACAAGUGACCAAUCUUAUCAAGGAAAAUAACACAUUAAAGGCUUUUCUAUCCAAAACACCACCAAAGAAAACCACACCGCCCAGGGCAUUCAGUGACAACAAGACAGAGGAAUUCUCUAACAGGAACAUCCUAACCCUCGAGCAGAAUCUUAAAGAUCUCGAGCUGCAACUGAAGUCAGCCAAAAAUGAAAUAGCGGACCUUAAUAAUCAAAUCGUAACCCUUCAAAAGGUAGUCCAAGCUAAAGAAUUCGAAGAAUCCUCGCUAAUUCAGCACACGAUUAAUUUAAACUCAGAAAUUGAUAAAACAUCUAUAAAUUAUAUGAUAAAAGUUGAAAAUGAUAUAGCACGCGAACCUUCAAAUUUUUGGAAAUACGUUAAAGAAAAACGAAAGAAUAGACAACAGAAUAAGGAAUUUGUGUAUAAUAAUAGAAUUUUAGAAGGGCAGCAAGCUAUUGAUGCAUUCGCGCAGUAUUUCAGCUCAGUUUUUCAACCUGAUACUCCAUUGUUAAAUGUAGAGGCAGCGGAACGCGAUGCAAUGUACGCGGACUGUGUAACCAAAGUCAGUAUUAAUAUUAUUAAAGCUUCAGAUCUACGAUAG